Molecule: messenger RNA, 3756 nt
Organism: Pseudophryne corroboree (corroboree frog)
Lineage: Eukaryota; Metazoa; Chordata; Amphibia; Anura; Myobatrachidae
Gene: MIF4GD
Product: MIF4G domain containing
Exons: 7
Coding region: 268-1224 (318 amino acids)
Biological process (GO): regulation of translational initiation; thiamine pyrophosphate transmembrane transport
Cellular component (GO): cytosol; mitochondrial inner membrane
Molecular function (GO): RNA binding; protein binding; thiamine transmembrane transporter activity
Source: RefSeq, a predicted model, not a curated record
GGAGGGUGGAACCUGUUCUGUGUACUCUGUGUGCACAGGAAGAGGAAGCAUAAAGGAACUGUGCGUUCCAUUUCUUUCUGUCCUGUGUUCCACUUUACUUUGCUGCACAGUGUGAGAGCACACUGCAUUCCUGCACCCAGAGACCAGCCAGAGGGACUAUCCUGCCAGUCAGCCACAGGGGCCAGCGUGUUGAAGAGGGACUAUCCUGCCAGUCAGCCACAGGGACCAGCCUGUUGCAGAGGGGCCAUACAACCGGUCUCUUAGAGGAUGGUGGGAUAUGACCCCGGCUCGGAGGGGUGCCGGCUCUCUGUUACUGAAGUAGCUACUGCUGGGUCUCUAUCUGGACUGGUCACAAGAGCCUCUAUUAGCCCUCUGGAUGUCAUUAAAAUUCGAUUUCAGCUGCAGAUUGAGGGUAUGACAGUACAUGGUCUUCAGGGGAAGUACAGAGGUAUCCUGCAGGCAGCAAGACUGAUCCUGGAAGAGGAAGGCUUGCAUGGAUUCUGGAAGGGACACAUCCCAGCCCAGCUUCUGUCUGUUUCUUAUGGGGCGGUACAGUUUGUGAGCUUCGAGCUAUUAACGGAAGUUUUUCACACUUCCACCGCUCUUGACAUUCGUGCCCCUGCAGUGCACUUUUUGUGUGGCGGCCUGGCUGCCUGCUCAGCGACUCUAACCGUGCAGCCUCUGGAUACGCUAAGGACACGUUUUGCCGCACAGGGCGAGCCUAAGGUGUAUAAGACCUUGCACCAUGCCAUCAGCACUAUGUACAGAACAGAAGGAUUCUUCACGUUCUACCGUGGCCUCUGCCCCACCCUUCUUGCGGUAUUCCCUUAUGCCGGUCUUCAGUUCUCCUCCUACAGCUUGUUAAAGAGAAUAUGGAACUGGUCAUCAGGCCAGGACAAAAGAGAUAACAUCAAGAACUUUGUCUGUGGCAGUGGGGCUGGAGUAAUCAGUAAAACCAUCACCUAUCCACUUGACCUUUUCAAAAAAAGACUUCAAGUUGGGGGCUUUGAGCAGGCGAGAGCUGCCUUUGGACAGGUCAGGACAUACCAUGGUCUCGUGGACUGCGCAUGCUGCAUACAGAGAGAAGAAGGGUUUCGUGGGUUUUUUAAAGGACUUUCUCCGAGCCUGCUGAAAGCUGCUGUUUCAACUGGACUUACCUUCUUCUGUUAUGAGAUGUUCUGCAAUAUGUUGUUGAGCUUAAAAAAAGCCAAUAAAACUGAAUAGGAAAAUGAAUGAAGGGGGAAUGAAAGACUGUUACAGUAUCCAGGGCAGAUGGUGAUAAGAGGCUGUAGAAAGGCAGCAACAGCCUUAUCAACCCUGUGUAAGCGGUGUCUACUUUUACUACUACUACACAGCCUAUCUUUUCUAUACCUCAUCAUACACUGUACUGGUUCAAGAAGAGACAAGUUACACAUUUUUCAAAUUAGGUUAUUUAAUAAAAUUUAUAUUUUUUAUAUAUGUACAACGCCAAUCACUGCAGAUUUGGAUUUAUUUAUUUUUGUUUUCUUGUUACAUUUUAGCUUUUUAUUAUCUGCUUCAGAUUGGUGUAACAUUAGUUAGCCACUUGCUGAUUCUGUCUGUUGGGACAUACUAUGCACUUUUUAAAAAAUUUUUUAUUAACCCCUUCAGUGGUAUGCCCGGAAAUCUGCCGGGAUAGCCAGUGAUAUCAGCGCUAGCUACCCUGGAAGAUUUCCGGGCAUGCUACUGACUAAGUCCUCAGGGACAGCUGUGUAGAGUGACAUCGCCCGGGAAUCAGCAUAAGGUAUUACGGAGUUAAGCGCCCCCCGGACACCUAUUGGCCCGGGGAGCGUGCUUAUCAGUGUAAUGGCUUAUGCUGAUUCCCGGGUGCUGCUAUGCGGCCGAGAAUCAGCGCAGACGCGGGCGAUCCCUGUCUGCUCGCGCCAACUGCUCACCACCCCACUUGCACUUGCUAACCCCUCUCCCCCCUUGCACUUAACCCCUGCAUCCCAGGAAUAAAAUACACACCAUGCUAGGUGUGUAAUUUUUUUUUUUUUUUUACUAAAAACCCACUGUUUUAGUUUUUUUUUUUUUUUGUAUCAGCACUGAUGCUGGAGAUGCCCGCAGGUGUUUCCCUGCGGGCAAUCGCCACCCUGCACCCCUCCACCCCGUACUUCAGCCCCUGUACUCCCACAAUGUAAAAAACUCACCAUGGGAGGUGUGUCCUUUCUUGUAAAACCUGCCACUGAAGGUGUUAAAUGUAAACCAUAUACCAUUGCUAAAAACAAAUGUAACCAUUGGUAGACAAACCAAAAUAUAAAGUAAUAGCUGUUUUUAUAAGUAUAUUUCCUAUGCCAUUGCUGCAGAAAUUAUGAAAUAUAAAAAAAAUUAUAUAAAAAAAAUUAUAAAAAUUAUAUUAAAUAUAAAAAAAGCCAGCAUCUGGCAUUUUAUAGAGAUACAAGGACACAUGGACUGGUGUGCAGUUUUAUCACUUACUGAUUUUCUGCUUUUAAUCAUCUUUCACAUUGGAUUGUGCAGUUUAUUUUUUCAAGCAGAUAACCAGUUUCAUUAUAUGUUACUGAAUGGAAAACCACACACGUGUCAAUGUACAGUGCAGUUGUAACGUACUUUAUCAUUAACUAAGCACAAUCAGCUUAUGGUCAUGAGCCCUAAAAUGGCUUUGUAAGGUUACUUCAUGAAUUAAUAAAGUACUUCUAGUCUGAAUCUAAGACCCUGCACUUAGGGGGUAAUUCCAAGUUGAUUGCAGCAGGAAUUCUGUUAGCAACUGGGCAAAACCAUGUGCACUGCAGGGGAGGCAGAUAUAACAUGUGCAGAGAGAGUUAGAUUUGGGUGUGGUGUGUUCAAUCUGCAAUCUAAUUUGCAGUGUAAAAAUAAAGCAGACAGUAUUUACCCUGCACAGAAAUAAAAUAACCCACCCAAAUCUAACUCUCUCUGCGCAUGUUAUAUCUGCCUCACCUGCAGUGCACAUGGUUUUUCCCAACUGCUAAAAAAUUUCCUGGUGCGAUCAACUUGGAAUUACCCUUUUAGUUCUAGGACUACAGGGAAAAGGUCCAAGCAUCUAAGAACAAGAUGUUCAGGCCAAUCUAGAGAGCACACAUUCCAAAUAGGUGAAAAGACCGCAACAGCUGUUAUCCUCAAGGUGACUUAAUAUUACUUUUGUACCAUUAUUAGGUUGUUCAUCCAAAUGCAUAAGCAACUGGUUGUGUUUUUUCUUAAUAUUCUUUUUUAAGUACAGGUGUCAUCCAACUGUCAUGGUUGAGUAAAUGAAAACGUGGUCUUUCAUUUGGCUGAAUAGUAUCGGAUUUUUUUCAUAUCAGGCGGUGCUGUCUUUAGCUGGUUAUAAGUGUUUCUGGACACAGUUGUUGACAUUUGCUGGCUUCAGAUUGCCCUUAAGAGUUAUUGUGAUGUAACAACAAGGAUUACCGCUAACGAUCUCCUUGCAUAUGACAUUCAUUUAUGAAGAGCAGAUGCUCUAGCUUGAACUGUGACAGCAGGAGAAUAAUAAUUUGGCUGUAACGUUAGACCUCUGCAACACUACAAAUCUUGAAUUUUUUUUUUUUGAAUAAUACUAUAAAAGUACUUUCCUUUGGGGCUACGUGCAGCCAGUCAUAAGAGGACAAAUAACAUAGCUGCUAUUAAACACAGCCUUGUGUAAUGUGUAUUUGUAAACUUAGUACUGUAUGUGCCAAUUUUUUCUGAAGCGCUAUUUUUAAAAUGGGUCUCGUAUUCAUAGAUAGAAGUUAUCUAUCUUGUGUCUGUUUAAAAAUUUUAUUAAUU